UUGGGCGCCUAUACAGUUAUUGCUGUUAGCCGUGAACGCCAUCUUGGAUCUAGAUGGUUUUUAAACGGGGAAAACAGGAAAAGGGACAGGAAAAUAGAUACUUUCGUUCUUAUUUAGUAAUUUCCCCCACUGGCUGAUGAUGAAGAAACACGAGUCAUGACGUCGCCUCUUUAUUUGCUGAUAUAGUUCAAAUCGGUAAAUCUGAGAGGAAAUAGGAUUGUGGACUGAGGAAAUUACCGCAGUUUACUGUAAUUUGGUUUGUUUAUGUUAUUCAACCCGGACAUGGACUCUUCUAACCCAGACAUACCAGAUGAUUCUCUGGGUUUGGGAGCCGGUGGGGCCCAGGCAAGCAGCAGUGCUGUUGUGCCAAAAGGGUCCAAUAAGAGGCGAGCUUCGCCAGACUUUGAUGAUGAUGAUGAUGAUGGAAGCAAGCUCUUCAGAUCUUCUUCUCUGUCUUUGACCAGGUGUGAUGACGACGGAGGAGGAGGAGACAAAGAGCGAUUUGCCAGGGAGAACCACAGUGAGAUUGAGCGGCGGCGGAGGAACAAGAUGACUGCUUACAUCACAGAGCUGUCGGACAUGGUUCCCACCUGUAGCGCGUUGGCACGGAAACCAGAUAAGCUGACCAUCCUGCGCAUGGCCGUGUCCCACAUGAAGUCUCUGAGAGGGAGCGGCAACACUGCAGCAGACGGGACAUACAAACCAUCCUUCCUCACCGACCAGGAGCUGAAACACCUGAUCCUGGAAGCUGCUGAUGGCUUCCUGUUUGUGGUGUCGUGUGAGAGUGGACGGGUCGUCUACGUGUCAGACUCCCUGACCCCUGUUCUUAACCAAUCACAGUCCGACUGGCUAGGCUCCUCACUCUACGACCAGCUCCACCCGGACGACGGAGACAAACUACGAGAGCAGCUCUCUACUGCAGAGAAUAACAAUACAGGGAGGAUGUUAGACCUGAAGACAGGAACAGUUAAGAAGGAGGGACAGCAGUCCUCCGUCAGGAUGUGUAUGGGAGCCAGACGAUCCUUCAUAUGUAGGAUGAGAUGUGGUUCGUGUCCAGUGGAGCCCAUGUCUAUGAACAGAUUGAAUUUCCUGCGGAGCAGGAACAGGAAUGGUCUGGGUCCACCCAAGGAUGGGGAGCCUCAGUAUGUGGUGGUCCACUGCACUGGAUACAUCAAGUCCUGGCCCCCCACAGGGGUGAAUCUAACAGAUGAGGAAGCAGACAAUAUUCAGGGGAGUCGCUACUGUCUAGUCGCCAUCGGUAGACUUCAGGUGACCUCUUGCCCGAGCGACACAGACAUAAACAGCAUCAGCGUUCCGGUGGAGUUCAUCUCUCGUCACAACUGCCAGGGCCUCUUUACCUUCGUAGACCACCGCUGCAUGGCCACAGUGGGCUACCAGCCUCAGGAACUGCUGGGUAAGAACGUCUUGGAGCUGGCCCACCCUGAGGACCAGGGUCUGCUGAGAGACAGCUUCCAGCAGGUGGUCAAGCUGAAGGGUCAGGUGCUGUCCGUCAUGUUCCGCUUCCUGUCCAAGACCAGAGACUGGCUCUGGAUCAGGACCAGCUCCUUCACCUUCCAGAACCCCUUCUCUGAGGAGAUAGAGUACAUCAUCUGUACCAACGCCAACGUCAAAACCUCAACUCAGGACACCCUCACCCCCCCCUCGUCCUCGGGGGUGUCUUUGCCCCCCUCGCUGGGGGAGAGCAGUCCUAACUUCCCCCCUGUGUCCCACAGCCCAGGGCAGGUGGCUGCCAGGCAGUUGCAGCAGCAGCAAGCAGAGUUGGGGGGAGGAGGGAGAGAUGGUCUGUACGAGGCAGGACAGGUUACACUUCCACAGAUGCCUGUCCAGGCCGUGACCGCAGCUGGAACUGACCACAGUAAGACCAUGGACAAGGCAGAGAUGCACCCCUCCUUGUACCCCAACCCAGACCAGGCCAAGUUCCUGCCCUCCACCUCUGCCCCCGGAGUACCCAUCUACCCUCAGGACAACAACAACUACACCACUGCCAACCGCUCCAACGACACAUACAGCAGGUCAGUAGGGAUGGCCCCUCAGAUGGUGCAGCCAUCCCACUCCGCAGGCCAGAUGCUGGCUCAGAUGUCCCGUCAGAACGGGGCACCCCCCUCCAACAGCAGCCCCCUACAGGGAGGGGCAGCGGUGGGCUGGCCGGGGCCAGCGGCGGGGGCUAGACCCCUCUUCAACAACCAGCAGGUGGCGCCCCAGGCAGGGAAGGCCCUGUCUCCCCAGUUUGCCAUGGGGAGUUUUGUGGGGGGCUCUUCCUCCUCAUUUGGGGCGAUGCCCACCACUGCCGCUCCGACCCCCACCACGGGGGCUAACUACCCAAAUAUCAACCCCCGCGUCAGCCUCAAUACCAACGGAUAUGAUGGCUUGGGGUCGGGGCAGCAGUUCACCUCCAGGGCAGCGGAGGCAGUGUGGCCCCAGUGGCAGGGCCAGCAGCAAGCUCAGAACAGCGCAGAGCAGCACCCCCACGCACAGAACAACCAGCCUGACAUCUUCCCUGAUGUUCUCGCCAUGCUGGACCAGCCGGCCAACUUCGAUGACUUUGAGAUUCCCAUCUACCCCUCUUUCGACGAGUGACCCCACAUACACUCUUCCACUUACCUCUCUGUCUCUCAAAUGUCUCCUCUCUCAUUUGGUGCACUUUUGCUCUCUUUCUUCGCCUUUCGUGAUCCAAAGAGAGCAUGUCUAAUUAUCGGUCAGAUGAUUGCACGGCCAGGAUGGAGAGAGCGAGUUAAUCAGGGAAAAGAAAGAGUGAAAUCAAGUAUAGGUAUGCAAAUGCAGGUUCAAUAAACACGUGAAAGGGGGGUAGAGAGAGAAGAGAUUCAGGGUUCAAUGAUGGGCAAAUGUAAAAUGACACAUCUGUAGCCAGCACUGCCCAAGCUCCACAGCCAGUGGAUUGUGCUGCUCCACUGGUCUGUACAUCAUAUGGAUAGAUCAGUCCAAUCAUUCACUUGAAGUCUCAGGCAACCCAGGUGAUCUACAGCUUUGGGGGAAUAUGUGGGAAUAUAUAUAUAUAGGAAUAUUCUGAUCUGAAGCCUGUGAAUAUCCUCUAUCUGCUCCCCUCGCUGUUUUAGCUUAGCGACCCUUAGCAUGUUCAAAAGGACACUGUCCUCACGCAGGCUUUUUAAACUUUGGGCAGAUUUAUACGAACACUGUACAAACACGUUUAUAUUUGUACACAGUGUACAUUGACGAUGUCACCUAUGAAUGUGGUUAUGGUGGUUUCAGGUGGAAUAGAGGGGGAGAGAGAUGUCUAUGACUAGUAAAGGGAAGAGGGGGAUAUGAAACUAGAACCUGAUAUAUUCCUACAUAUACCCAGUAUAUAAGUCAAGUGUUUAUAUACAGUUAUAUGUCUACUGGAGGUGUUUGUAUAACUUUAUUGAUCUCAACCUGAAUGCACAGCAAUCCCAGGGUCCCUUUCUCACUCAUUUGUAUUCCUUCCUCUGUUGCCCAGGGUUACCCAACACACUCUUCCUCCUCUCACGCUCUUCCUCAAUCACCCUCCCAAGUGUGUUUUUUUCUACUUACACUAGGAAAAGGAAAAUGAAAAAAGACAUUGGAAAGCAAUAAUUUACGAGCAGGAAUGAUGUUAUUUUUUAAAGCCAUUCUUUAUUGUUGUCCUACAUGUUUUUAUCUUGAUUAUUGUUCUUGAAUAUGGAAAUACACAGGAAAUAGUAAUGAUUUGAUUGAUUGAAAUUUUCCCCAACUGAUGUUUUUAUUUUCUGGCCUUUUGAUUGGCUCUCCCUGUUUUGUAGCCCUCUCCAUUGCUACUUCGUGAUAGGUUGUUUUUGAUGUAUAUUGAUCAGGGCAUCUUGUUCAGGACAGAAAGGUCUUGUUUAGAACUGACAAGAUUCCUCAUUCAACAUGACACAGAAUCAUGCCAUGAUGUUUGGCCUGAAAUUCAAGUCAUCCUAAUCAUGUUCCAAACACAUGACCCAAUAAUCAAUAAGCAGUAGAUGUUGAUUGUGAGUUUGGCAAUUAAUACACUUUUUAUUUUUUUUGCAGUUGAUUCAAUCAAAGUUCAUCCUUAUCGAGAUAGUUUGACAUUCAUAAAUAUGAUCUAAAUCAAACACAACAUUUGUUUUCUGAAAUCGAUUGUGAUGUUUAGUAAGUCACUAUAACACUCUUAUACAGGGAAUUAAGAAUUAAGAAUUCUGAUUGGGCAACAGAGGGCUGUGAAUUUUAAGGUUCUGAAAUACAAAAAUUGUAUUGUGUAGGCCUUUCAUUUUAAGUCCGGUAAUGUAUACAUGUCUGUGAGCGUAAUUCACAGACAUGCCGAAACAUGUGAAUUGUAUGUAAACCCAUCAUGUGUCAAUAGUCACACGAUGGAAAUGGCAGUUUGAUGACUGUUGUCUUGUUAUUGUUUUAAACCACUUUGGUUGCUCCCUGUCCAGGUUUUUACAAUGAUGUGAGCUGCAGUUUAUAUAGCGCACACAGAUACACAAAUAUAGGAAUAUAUAUGUAUAUGAAAUGUUAAACAAGAGAAAGUGAAAUGUUUGGUUUUUCUGUUAAAUUGUUAUAUUGUCAAGAACUUGUGGGUGGAUAUUUGUUUAUUUUAGGGGUCGGGGGACUGUAACAUUUGAACUGUUCCUUUUGAGAAAUGUGAUGAUUGUACAACGUCACUCGUAUGUAUAAAAUGUGUAGGCCUAGUCAUCAGACCUGGGUUAUAACACUAUUUCACUCCUAUGUAUAAAAUGUGUAGGCCUAGUCAUCAGACCUGGGUUAUAACACUAUUUCACUCCUAUGUAUAAAAUGUGUAGGCCUAGUCAUCAGACCUGGGUUAUAACACUAUUUCACUCCUAUGUAUAAAAUGUGUAGGCCUAGUCAUCA
Molecule: messenger RNA, 4851 nt
Organism: Salvelinus namaycush (lake trout)
Lineage: Eukaryota; Metazoa; Chordata; Actinopteri; Salmoniformes; Salmonidae
Product: aryl hydrocarbon receptor nuclear translocator-like
Exons: 19
Coding region: 265-2598 (777 amino acids)
Biological process (GO): regulation of transcription by RNA polymerase II
Cellular component (GO): transcription regulator complex; aryl hydrocarbon receptor complex; nucleus
Molecular function (GO): DNA-binding transcription factor activity, RNA polymerase II-specific; RNA polymerase II cis-regulatory region sequence-specific DNA binding; protein dimerization activity
Source: RefSeq, a predicted model, not a curated record